AUGGACAAAGGCCCGUCCCCCUCUCAGGAUCUGCAGCUGUCUUCGCCGAUGGCGGAGACGGAUAGCGAAGGUGCACAAAGCUCGAUAGCUACGGAAGUGGAUCAGUCUCAGGCCCCAAGAGGAGAGGGGGGAACACAGAGUCGGGCAGCAGAGCUUCUGCGUCUGGUAGGCUCGAAACUGAGACCCUCGCGCCACAACCUGGCGCUGACGCCUCCCCCUGAAGUCAGCUCGUCUGGAAUUCCAUGGGCGCCUCCAGCUCACCCCGCCACAUGUGACUGGCUGAGGACAGAGUGCCCACAAUGCCUGCCUGCGGAAGCAGUCAAUGCCGUGCACACGCCCCAGCCUGCGUUAUCGAGGCCUGGAAGUCGCUGCAAGCCGUGCACCUCUUCGCGUGGGCCUGGGGGUGGAGUUCGUCAAACAGACACCCUCUCGCGGACAGACUGCUUGACAGAAAGAAUGCGAAUUCCGGCUGAGGCGCUCCGGGCACGCUUUUUUGAAUCAGAUCCUCUUGCCUCCGUUCCAAAGGCGUCUCCGCGCCCUCCUACCGAUGCUGUCUUCCCAGACAGCGCCUUUCCUUUCGGCAGCAGUUGUGCGCGUUUACCUGGCGGGCAGGUCGCAGAGACAAAGAUAGAGGAUACACACCCACAGUGCGUUGCUCAGAAGUACUUUCUGCUUCAGGCAGCCGCUUUCCCCGCCGUGGCGGGGCUCGGAGCGCAUCUGGGAGCGUCGCUGCUGGCGCCCCUCCCCAGAACUGCCUGCGAGGGACAAGCAAGCAGCGUAUAUGCGUUUUCGCCCAACCCACAGUCCGUCGCCCUUCUGCCCUCCCCCGCUUCGGCAAACGACGCUGCAGUCGCUCCGCCGCAGGGGAAUGGAAGCCGAAUGCCCGAGGCAGCGCAGCUCCACGCGCACCAGCGACAACUGCCGCAGGCCCCAGAUAACGAGGCCGUCUUCACAGUAAGCUUCAGAAUGGAGCAGACCGCAAAGGCCUGCGGCGACGGCGCUGCCGCGCAGGCGCCGCUUCCCAGUCCAACGUUUAUUCAGGGCGAGGCACUGCCGCCCCACCCCCAAUUCCGUCUCUGCAUCGCGGACUACGCAGCGCCCACGCAUCCCACAAGGCCAUGCACGGAUUCUGCGACGCUGAAUCCCCCUGAAAACCUGCAAGCGCCUGACCCGCUGCGCUCUGCCAAAAACGAUCGGUCAGCCACCCCCCAAGCGCCGGAAACGCACAGCCAAAACGACGAAAGCACAGCUGCGCGCGCAGACUUGGCGCGUCUCGACAGCGAGGACGCGCCGCCUCAAAGCACGCCAAAGGAACGCCUCUCGCCCCGCGCGAGUGACGGCAGAGGCGCGCGAACUGGGCACUCGGAAUCAAAGGAUCCACACAGCGGCAGACCCAGCGCUCUCCAACGCCAAAAGGAAGGCGCUUCAGGCGAUCAGACCGCCAGUCUGCGGGCUUGCGGGCGGCAGCUUGAGGGCGCUCAUUCGUCGCGCAAAAGUGAAGCGACGCCUCGGGAAGCGCAGAGCGGGGCGGAGGCAGGGCCGCCACAGAACGCUCACCUCGAGGUGCCUCUGCAACUGCUGAGACGCAUUCUGGAUCAGCAGGCCGAGCAGCUGUCGCUGCUGCGGCUGUGGGAGAGAGAGAGCAGCGGCUGCCCGCCAGACAACGGGCGAGCGCUGCGCAGAAAUGCGUCACAGGAGCAGGGGGAACUGAGAGCGGUCGCUGGCCCUGCGGCUCGCCUUUCGCCGGCAGAAUCUCACGACGCCGGAUGGACGGGAGACAUCCCCAAGCCUAGGAACCUGCCUGGAGAGCGAAGGGCGGCAGAGCGCCUUCCGACAGCCUGGAGCACUGCUGAAGACUUGGUAUUGCUUCUUGGGAACGGGCGCGAGGGCAGAGCGAACAUCCAGUGGCCGCGGGAGACGCCUUCAUCGACUCGAGAGGCAAGUCGGCAAGUAGAGACCUCCAGCGAACGCCAUCAGAAGCACCACGCAACGCAGCAGUCCGCAUGCGCGGGGCACGACCGCUCUCGAGAGCAUGUUCAAGAGGGCAGGGGGCUCCGCGAGGCGCGCUGUUGCGACCAACGUGCCGACGACGCUCAAGCUGCGCCGGGCGAGCGAGGCGGCUGCCCUCUCACCCAAGAGAAUCUCCGGUACCUCUCCAACCCGUCCUCCUAUGUAAUACGCACAGACUCCUCGCGCAGAGAGAGGAGGUCGCCAGAUUCGGGGACUGCGGAAGCCUGUCUGAUGAGCACACGCUGCGCGAAUAGCUAUGCCUCAGAGCAGCGCAACGAAGCCCGAUGCGCGGAAUUUGCUUGCGCUAGCGAGCGCAGAGAGACGGCUCGGCGUCCGAGCGGCUCCCGCUCGGAAGGUCGAGGCGAGCCGCCGCGUGCGGUCACCCACGGCCCGCCUCCUACCGCUGGCUGUUCGAACGCUGCCGAGUUUCCUGCGAUUCCUUCUCACUCCUCACCCCGUCUGUAUCAUCAUCUGCAGGGGGCGGGAACCGCGCGCCGCUGCCGGAAAAGCCGCAGGGAGCACGCGCACUUUCCGCAGACACACCAACUCGGGCGAGACGCGAGGCCGGGCCUACCCGACAGAGGGGGGGUGGCAUUCCCGCAGCAGGGUUUAGAGCCGGAGACGGCAGUGUGGCGGAGGUCUCCGCGACAGAGACGUCCGGCGAGUAGAGACGAUGCGCGGCGGCCUGCAGCCGAACGGCUCCCGCUGCCGCGGUGUGCGUUUUCGAUGGGGCGCGACUCGCCAUGUGGCACGGACCCAACCGAUGACGCAUGCGGUCGUGGAGAGGCAUAUACGUCGAUGGAUCAGAGAGAACUAGAGUCGCCCUCGAGAGAGGACCUCGGAGCACGAGACAUUCCACCUGACACGCAAGACAGGAGAGCCAGAGAUGAAGGAAGCAGACUCUCUCUGGUGGCACCUACAAGCAUCCCGCACUGUAGGCGAUUCGUUGAGUCCGGCGGGAUGCAGUUUUCGCCAGUCGAGGCGCACGCAUGCGGCGCUUCGCUUCAUACAGUGGCGGAGAUGAGCAGAGGAGUAGGCACAUGCGGCCACAGCUCACGUCGGGCGAUUGGCAGCAUCCCAUCCGGAAGCCUCUGUUGGCGUCAUGUCGCGGCACUCCACGCGCACAAACUGCCUUGCCAAUGCAGUCACACAGAGUCUGCUCCCUGUCCAGGUGGCGCUGUCUCGGCUUGUUUUGCCGAUGCCAUUCCCGCGUCGCCUACUCCGGAGAACUCAAUUUCAUUUUCUGCGGGCGAAGUGAACGGAGGGGGGGACUUCGUAGGAAGCUGCCGGAGUCAGGCGGGGUGGCGUGGAGCGGCGCAGCAAAUCGAAGGCACAGAAGCCGUCCUCGCGCGAAAAAUGGAGGAGGUCGAACUCGAACUUCGGCACCAUCUGCAUCGAUACGUGCAGCAACAGCGGCUCGAAUCCGAAUUGCAGUUGCGUCAGUGGCGCCACGCUCGACAGGGCAACAGCUUUCCGCAGGAUGAAAGUCGAGCGCCUUGCCGCGUAACAUCUGGGCUGGGGAAUCCUAUCUUCUGCGGCAGCUGCCUCGCUGGCAGGAACGUCGUCGCUGAGGGGGGCUGCUGCCGGAGUCAGCAGAAAGACUGCCGUCAUAGGGCGAAAGUCUGCGGCGGAGGAUUCAAAGGCACGGAAGAGGACGACCCCCGUGGCGGCGAUGCCAAAUGUUCCUGGGGAUCGCCAUUCACCAGAAUGAUUCAGAAGGAAUUCUGGUGCACCCGGUACCGACAAGCGAGCGUGCAGACCGAUCGCCGGAGUCGAUCUUCUACGUCCUCCCCGCCCCGAGGAGGUUUCAAACCCUCUCCGUCCGCGAGGGAAACCGAUGAUCGUCUUCGAAAAGGGCGCCGUCGCACACACAGACACAACAGAGACAUACGCCCGCACAGUUCACCAAAACACCGCCAACGGAGGAGUCUCACCGAACAGCAGCGAAUUCUCCUGCUGCGCGUCCUCGCGGAUUUCCCGCCACCUUCGCAUUCAGAAACGUCCACGCACUCCUUGUCCACGAGAAGUGAAAGCAGCGAGCGCAGCUGCAGUUCGCAUCGCAGUCAGUCUCCCCGCACACAACUGCAUCUGCCACAGCAACCGGAAGUAGAGUCGGAGCAGCUCCUGCCUGCGGCUCAGCAGCCGACGGCGACCGCUCACACGGCGAGUAUUUCUUCUCGUUCAGUCAGGCACAGGCAGUCACUAAAACACCCUACCGACACCUCAGGUCUCGUCCACGAAGCAGAUCCGCUAGCUGCCCCAGAUCAAAGGGCAGCAGUGGCGGCCGCUGGCAGGGCCACGCCUGCAGCGUCUGGCCGCCAAGACAUGUGGGAAACUUCUGCAAACGCUUGUCAGACUGAAAACGCCAGUCUCUGCGCGCCGGGCGCCUCGCACUUUCGUCGAAAACCGACGCGAAAAAAUGCCGUCGCGACGGGCACGACGUCGCGUCUGCUGGCGACCGCGGGGCGCUGCGUAUUGCGGCGCGAGGGGACUUUGGAGAAAAAACGAGAGAUGCAGUCACCCGCAGCUGCGUAUCAGAGGCGCAGUGAAGUGAGGCGGAGGCUCUCGAUCGAGCGCAUUAGUUACGGAAAAGAAAACAGUGCGAGGCGCCCCCCCGGUUGUCGUGUUGGGCCUCGACUGCGAGCAGCCGCGCCCACGCGCGACACAGCGUCAGGCAUUGAAGACAACUCGAAAGCGCCGUUACGGAGGAACGAAAAAGAAGACGCAGGACACGCUCGAGAGCAGCACUCCGCCCUCCAAAAGACAGCAGCCAGCACAGCAGGAAAUAGUUCCGAGCGGCGCGUUGCGGCGGAGGCAAGCGAAGCUCAGACACCAUAUAUCCAGCGACCAGAUAACCGAGCCCCGCCGAAGCAAAACGUUCGCUUGCCCGCCGCUUUCUUCUCGGGAGGGCGAUGCUCGCUACCAGGACGAUGCGCCAGACAAACUCCUUCCAGUGCGAGCCAGGUUGCUCAUGUGGAGCAGCGCUCUGACGCUGGAGGGCGAAGCGAAAGAUCCAGCGGACCAAAAACCCGCGAACGCGCGCUCGAGCGGGAAGAGCUCAGGAAGCUGCCGGCGGGUCUCGCGUGCAUUCCCCGCCCAUCGACGACACGCUGA
Messenger RNA from Besnoitia besnoiti, 5124 nucleotides. RefSeq lists its product as uncharacterized. The transcript has 2 exons. Lineage: Eukaryota; Apicomplexa; Conoidasida; Eucoccidiorida; Sarcocystidae. The coding region runs from base 1 to 5124 and encodes 1707 amino acids. The record is from RefSeq and is a predicted model, not a curated record.